UCCAGUGUCGACUGCACCAUGGACGUUAACACAGUCCCUGUUGCAUCCGUAUCGUCUUCCGAGACUCGCAUUCCAUCCCUGACUACGACAGAAAAUGAGGAGAAAAGACUGAAAGCAGAGCCAGGAGUCAGGAUUCAGAGGCAGGUCAAUGAUAGGCCAGAUAGUGAUGAGCUCGAUGCUGCAGCUUCAACGGGACAGAUGGCUUCUGAAAACUCCAGUGCAGAGAGUCGAGGAAGUUGUGCUGAGGAAUUCAGCUCCCCUCGUCCCCGUGUGCUUACCAGAACAAGAAAGCUAAACCUACUAAAACGUGAACCAGUGCAGAAAGAAAGGGAAACACACGGAGAACAGGAAGAAACAGAACAUAAGAAAGUUGCAGAGCUUGAAAAUGAAAGCAAAAAGGUAUGCGACGGUGACGGGGGUGUGGGACUGAAGAAGGAGUUAGGACUGGUGGACUGUGUUGGACUCAUCGUUGGUAAUAUCAUCGGUACCGGCAUCUUUGUGUCACCCAGGGCGGUGCUGCACUACACCGGUAGUGUGGGCAUGUCACUAUCUGUGUGGGUAGCAUCAGGUGUUGUCGCCAUGUUCGGAGCCCUCUGCUUCGCCGAGCUGGUUUUGCUGACCUGGGUCAACUCGAGGAGGGUCAAGUGGGCCACGUCCGUACAAGAUAUGCUGGCUCUGACCAAAGUCUUGGCUCUUAUCAUGAUCAUCGGGAUUGGCAUCAACCGCUUGGCGUGGGGAGGCACUCACAACUAUGAUGACCCCAUGGAAGGCACCAACUGGAAUCCAGUGUUUAUCGCCACUGCUUUUUACCACACUCUCUUCGCCUAUGAUGGCUGGGACAGCCUCAAUAUGGUCAGGGAGGAACUUAAGGACCCAGUUAGGAACAUGCCGAGAGCCAUUGCCAUCUCCCUCAGCAGCGUCAUAGUAAUCUACAUCCUCACCAAUGUUGCCUACUUCGCUAUCCUCACACCUGAGCAGAUACUCACCUCUACAGCAGUGGCUGUGACUUUUGGCAACCUGACUCUGGGUGUGAUGGCAUGGAUGAUUCCCAUCUUCGUGGCUUGUUCUACUGGUGGGGCCCUCAACGGCAGUGUCUUCUCCAGCGCCAGGCUGCUCUUCGUCAGCUCGAGGCGUGGCCAGCUACCCAAGGUGUUCUCAUACGUCCACGCUCAAAACUGCACACCCAUCCCCGCCCUCGUCUUUAUUACUUGCCUCUCCAUGGUGAUGUUUGUGACUUCAGACGUGAGGACUCUCAUCAACUACCUCGCCUUCUCCUCGAACUUGCUCGGACUCACCUGCAUCGGAUCUUUCUUUUGGUUCCGUUUCAAGCAACCAGAGCGUGACAGACCCAUCAAGGUGUGGAUCAUCUUCCCAAUCGUAUACUUCAUCAUCUCUGUGUUCCUGACGGUGUUCCCGGUGAUCCGCCAGCCGCUGGAGGUGCUGGCGGCCCUGGUGGCCAUCGGCACAGGACUCCCAGUCUACUACUUGACAAUCCACCGUAAGGAAAAGCCGCAGAAGCUGCGCAAGGCUAUGGACAAAGUGACGUACCUGUGCCAAAUGUUGUUCCUGUCAGUCCCUGAGGAAAAGACAGGCUGAGGACAGGCAAACAACUAAAGAGACGGUGAACGUUAAACAACCAUUCCCGUACAUAAACGCCGAGUUAAAGCACAUAUAUAUAUAUGUCGUGCCGAUUAGGUAAAAUUUGUCAAUUAGCAAGAACUCACUUAAAAUUAAUUCCUUUCUAAAAUUUUCUCUUAUACGCUUAAAGAUAUAUAUUAUUGAUUUAUGUUAAUAUAAUAAUUAAUAAUUUUGUACCAAAAGAUAUUUGGAAAA
Cherax quadricarinatus is the source of this 1833-nucleotide messenger RNA. NCBI's taxonomy places the organism in Eukaryota, Metazoa, Arthropoda, Malacostraca, Decapoda, Parastacidae. The record is from RefSeq and is a predicted model, not a curated record.